UAGUGAAGUUUAGAAUGUAAACUUUAACCAAUUUUUUUCUGAAGGGUCAAAGUGAGUCAACGAGUUGACACACCCUUUCUCGUUCUAGUUCUCCGAAGACCACUAAAACGACGCCGUAUUGACAGGCUGUACCGGCGAAGCAAAAAUUCACCGACGGCUCCAUUCAAAGGACGAGAUUGCAAAAAGCCGCAAUAAAUUCCAAAAAGAGUUAAAAAUCACUUUAUCCUCUCAGAUUCUGAGAGAACUCACGAGCUUUCCUUACAAUUUCCACUCAAAUCGAUGAACUAAUUCCAAAUUUCUCCGAACAACAACAACUACUCGAACAGAUUGUUUCCUCAUAUACCGUCGGUUCCGAACCCGCACCGGAGAUCAGCAGAAAGAAAAAAAAAAUGAGUAACGAUGCUAAGAGAAGCAUUCAAGGGAAUCUAAUGGUGAAAUCUGUGUCGGAAGAUCGGAAACCACCGGCUGUGACGGCUACUGGGAAGAAAAUUGUUAUCAAGAGUGCUGAUAUGUUUGGUGAUGUGCAGAAAGAGGCUAUCGAUGUCGCCAUAGCUGCAUUUGAAAAGCAUAGUGUAGAGAAGGAUAUAGCAGAGUGUAUUAAGAAAGAGUUUGAUAAGAGACAUGGACCGACCUGGCACUGCAUUGUUGGCCGUAAUUUUGGUUCGUACGUGACACACGAGACAAACCACUUUGUUUACUUCUACUUGGAUCAGAAAGCAGUUUUGUUGUUUAAAUCUGGUUGAUAAACAUGUAUAUUAUGCAGAUUAAUGAAUCUUAUUAACUGAUUUUAUGAUCAUCGCAGUUUAAUCAAAUGAUGAUAUCCUUUGUGGACAA
Messenger RNA from Cucumis melo (muskmelon), 834 nucleotides. RefSeq lists its product as uncharacterized. Gene Ontology annotation, cellular component: dynein complex. Gene Ontology annotation, molecular function: dynein light intermediate chain binding; dynein intermediate chain binding. The record is from RefSeq and is a predicted model, not a curated record. Lineage: Eukaryota; Viridiplantae; Streptophyta; Magnoliopsida; Cucurbitales; Cucurbitaceae. Bases 390 to 743 code for a protein of 117 amino acids. The transcript has 3 exons. Gene Ontology annotation, biological process: microtubule-based process.